Molecule: messenger RNA, 1674 nt
Organism: Daldinia childiae
Lineage: Eukaryota; Fungi; Ascomycota; Sordariomycetes; Xylariales; Hypoxylaceae
Product: putative histone deacetylase complex subunit cti6
Exons: 4
Coding region: 1-1674 (557 amino acids)
Biological process (GO): negative regulation of rDNA heterochromatin formation; negative regulation of silent mating-type cassette heterochromatin formation
Cellular component (GO): Rpd3L complex; Rpd3L-Expanded complex
Source: RefSeq, a predicted model, not a curated record
AUGGCCGGUACUUCUCCGACUAGACGCUCUUCUCGUGCGCGAACAACCCAAUCACAAUCACAUAAUAGCUCGAGUGCGUCUAGUGCAUCUGGCCGUGUCGAGCGGAGCACAAGAGCCUUCACUAAAACCGGUUCGCCUCAAAAGUCGACCGGUAGUGGAUCUUUAUCUUCAGAGCCCCCCGAGGAUUCAACAAUUAUAACGAACGACGACCCCAUCCUCCGUCGGCGGAGUACGCGCGGGAAAGAAGACGACCGAGAAAAGCAAUCCAAGAUAGAAUUACUCGAUAUGGCGUCUGCUGGUGACGAGAUUCAAGAGGACGACGAGGCCGUACGUUGCAUCUGCGGUCAUGAUGAAUACCCAGGGCCACCGCCCUUUGACGAGAACUUGAAGCAUGAUCCAAGAGAUACAAUUGACCAUGACCGAAUUUUUGCUAUCGAAGUUACGGAUGAUAUGGCUGGCUUUUAUGUACAAUGCGAGUUCUGCAACACAUGGCAGCAUGGUGCUUGUGUCGGUUUUGCCGAAGAGUCCAAUCUCGAAGAUGUCCAGUACUUUUGUGAAAGAUGCCGAAAAGAUUUACAUAAGAUAUUUACAGCAAGCAAUGGUCGAGAUGCCGCUUACGAUGAAGAAGAGCAACUACGCCGAGCAAUUGAAGCAAGCAAAGAAGAUGCAAUCCCCGAAACCACAGAACCACCAUCAAGACGUCCCAAGCGAAGUAGAGAUGAUAGUGAAGAGAAGGUCGAGGGUAUUAAACGACAGCGAACAACUUCCAAAUCUCCUUCCCCAAAAAUUGAGAGGCUUCAAUCCGCCGCCCCUGAAGAGUCCGAGGAUGAACUAACGAUCCGAAACGGAUCGUCAAAAAAGUCUCGGAAUGCAGCAAGGAAUCAGCGCGAAAAGGCCGAAAGAGAUGAACGCCGUGAAGAGCAAGAGCGGAGACGGGUCGAGGCUGCCAAUAAGCGAAAAGGCCGGGCUGAACGUCGGCGAGCUGAUGACUCCGACCCCUCGGAAGAAAUGCCUCUAGCAGUUCGCGCAGCAGCAAAUAGGGCAACAGAAUCCGCGCAACCUCCAGAUCCUCCGAUUUCAUCACAGCCCCCUCCUGAUACGCCUCCUACAGUCCCGGUUCCCACAAAUUCCCAUAAGAAAAAGCCAACCAACCAGAAAAAGAAAGGCAGGAAUCAAUAUACUAAAGACCGCGAUAAUCGUGAUCAUGACGAAUCACCAGCGAGGUCGGUGUCGCGCGAUAUUACAAGAAACGCCGACGAGAACGGCAUAUCACAUACAAAAUCGAAUCACGAGCCUACCGGGAAGCAGAGCAAAUCAAAGGGCGGCAUGAAUUCGAGGAUUACUAUGACAGAUAUGAAGAGGCGCGCCAAUAACAUUUUAGAAUACAUCACAAGAACGCAGGUCGAGCUCGCAAGCGAGCCGUUAUCAGACUCAGGAGCUGGUACACAACAGAACAGCGCCAGCAAUGGAUCCGUCACCACAAUACCUUCAAUUAAGGUAAACGGCGACAGCACAAAACACGAAAAUAUCGGUAUAACUACGAACGGAUCGGUAACCAACGGAGUCAGCCACAGUCUCUCCUCGCUAAAGGAAUUUAAGGAUAUGUCUUGUAUCGAGAUGAUGGACAUAUUGACACGGGAUUUGGUCAAGUGGCAGCAAGAGUUUGUGCCCUGA